Messenger RNA from Zea mays, 6370 nucleotides. RefSeq names its product cytosolic sulfotransferase 8. Bases 5016 to 6047 code for a protein of 343 amino acids. The transcript has 8 exons. Lineage: Eukaryota; Viridiplantae; Streptophyta; Magnoliopsida; Poales; Poaceae. The record is from RefSeq and is a predicted model, not a curated record. Gene Ontology annotation, molecular function: sulfotransferase activity.
CAAAUCCCUCCCCCUUUCCCAUCAGAUCUAUCCGCUCCGCUCCACUCCGCUCCGCAUACUGUGGACGGUGCCGUAUUAUAUUCUGAAAACUGUCGCUGCUAGUUGGGGUUGGUGUUUAUUCCAUGACUGGUUUUCAUGUGCAUGGAUGGAUGCACUUGCUGGUGGCUAGGCAUCUUUCCUGUAUAUGAAUUGGAUCAUCUUUAACGUAUUUGUGGUUCAAGUUUUUUUCAUAAAUGUUUUCUCAGUUGGAUCUGUUAGUGUCCACAUGUUAUGUUGUAUCUGAAAAACUUCACCAGAUAGCUUGUUGACAAAGAUGGAUCCUUGUAUCACAUUCUUUUAGAAUGAUGCUAUAUGUAGGUGUUUGAAUGAACUAGAGCUAAUAGUUAACUAUUAAAAUUAGUUGAAAACAUUCAAAUAAUUUAACUAAUAGUUUAGCUAUUAGCUACUUUUAGCAAAUUAGCUAAUAGUUAGCUAGCUAUUUGUUAGCUAGCUAAUUACACUAGUAAUUUUUUGCCAACUAAGGCCCGUUUGGUUUGGUUUGGUUUGCAGUGACUAAACUUUAAUCAUUUUUAGUCCAUAAAGAAGCAAAUAUGGUGACUAUUGUGGGGUAACUAAACUUAAAUUCUUUAGUCACCAAGAUAGUGACUAAAAGGGACUAAAGUAGGAUUUUUACCUCAUUUGCCCUCUCCUCUUUCUUAGUGCAGCAGGCAUCACUAAUUAAUAAGAGUAAUGCAGUCAUUAUUCACGUCAAUUAAUGUUUUUAGUCAGGUUUAGUCACUGAAACCAAACAGAGUACUUUAGUGACUAAACUUUAGCCACCAAAGUUUAGUCAGGCGAAUAUAGGAACCAAAUAUGUUCUAACUAUUAGUUCUAGUUUAUUUAAACAGCACUGAGUAUCCAUCUCACGUGAACUUUGCUGCCCGGAGGAAACUGAUGCAUUGUCUACCAAACGUAGAGACUAGUAGAGAAAUAAGUAACAAUAGUCACAACUAAAGGGUACGGCUGGUUUUUUUUCAGUUGGGUGGAAGAUAUGUAUAACAAUAGCUAUAGGUAUGGGAAAUAGAAUAGAAUCAAAUUAAGCAGUGGCAAAAGAACAAAUUUAGGAUUUUUUUACUUUAUUCUUUUUUUUGGUACUGCCAAUUCACUUUAUUCUUUCUUCAUUUGACGUUGAGUUAUGCCAAUUAGGAUUUGUUUUAGCCGAAUGGACAGGUGCUCUGCUGCUUCAUCAAGUAAUAUUUACAGGAGGCUAAAGCAAUAUUUACAGGAGGUUAACAAUUAGGGUUUUGGUUGUGGCAACUGACAAGUAAGCAACAAAAAUUGCAGCCGGGCUCUAUUCAUCUUACUUGAAAAUGGAUUCAGAUUAGUAGCUCGCAUGUAAGACUUUUAUGCCUUAUGCCAAACUGCUCGGACAGAUUAAGAAAUCUAGCUCAGAAUAACCUGUGCCAUAACUUCUCGCUACUAUUUUCAGUUGAGUUGGUUAGCCGCCUUGAAGAGUUGGUAAGUGGAGUUGGCCACCUUCCGGAGCAUCGCCCGAGAUGCUAUCGGGCGAGUCGGAAUUGCGCUGCUUGUCCGAGGUUGGCCUCGGGCGAGCCGUGACCGCGUCUCCCGCCCGAGGAUGGCCUCGGGCGAGUGGUGAUUGCGUGUUUCCCCCGGGGUUGGCCUCAGGCGAGUCGUGACUGCGUCUCCUGCCCGAGAUUGGCCUCGGGCGAUUCGUGAAUGCAUCUCCUGCCCCGAGCGUUGGCCUCGGUCGAGUCGUGACUUAGGUCUCUCGUGCCUUGGUAAGGUUGGUCCCACUCGAGGGCUCGACCCCCUUGGGGCAUCUCAUUGAGUCCUUCCUUAUUCGAUCCUUUAUUGGCCCUUUGGUUGGUCUCGCCGACCAAAGAGGAGCCCGUGGCCACCCCGUCUGCCCGGUUACCGCAGGAGAAUGUGAGGUAUGACCUUUAACAUGGGCACGAGCAAAUGACCUAUAGGCCGGUCACCUAGCUUGUGGCUCACUGGAAGCCUGCUCGGUCCACCCCUCGCUCUACGUGAGAAGUUGGAGGUGAGUUUUGUUUUUUUACAUGGUCGAUAUGAGGUAGUUACUAUGGCGGCGCGGUAAAAGAUGUGACCGUCAUGACAUCGUUCGACGUGGGUGGCUUUAUGGGACGUGAAACGACCCGUUCACCAUAUCGUGCGCAGGUGGCGUGAUGGGGUCAGUGCAGCGACCACCUACUUCUCUUCUUUGAGACAUGCAACAGUGACGACAAGUCACUCUGGCUCGGGCCACAAACGGGAGGAAGCGAGGAGUUAGAGGAGGGAACACGGUGGAGAAUGGAAGUCGACGAGAAGGGGGAGGGAUGCCGCCAGGGCAGUAGGGGCAGGCGCCUCCCUCGGCGUGACGACGGAUGCCACAAUGGAUGGUGUCGCUCGACGAUGGGGAUGGCGUCAGCGUCAUUAGGGCCAGGGCAGGCGUAGACGACGCGCUGCGUCUGCAGGGGCGAGGGGGAGGGGCUCUUCAUGACAGGCAUCGUGGGGGUGUGUGGCGGACGAGGGCGGGCAGCACAGAGGUAGGAGAGUGGGGGAGACGAUCACACGAAUAUGGGGUGGACGAGACGAUCAUACGGUCAGGGUAGAGUGGGGGGCGUAGCCAUGUAUCACCAGACAACCUCUAGGCCACAGCAGAGGCCAUCUACCCGACAACCUCACCAGAUCCACGCGGUCUUACCUGACCUGCCUGUCUCGCCGAUCGCGAGUACACGCCGCCGCGCCCGCGGAAUCCAUCUUCUCCAUCUCCAACUGUGCUACUGUAGGAGCUGUUGCAAUCGGGGAGGAAACGCGACCAGUUUGCCGGCACCAACACGGCCCUGCUGCCACGCUCCGGCAUCUUUUUCCGUUGUUCUUUCAGGUGCGCCAAAUAACCCCUCCUCUUGUCUGACUGCUAGUCAGGGUUGGGGACUGAAAACUGUCGCUGCUAGUUGGGGUUGGGGACUCUUGAUAUGGGCAUGAACUUCCGGCAAGGAUCGGUCCGGGUCCGGCCUACUCUCCCUUAGUUGCUAUGUAUUUUUCCUGCAUAUGAAUUAGAUUAUUUCAUCGUAGUUAUGAUUUAAGUUUUUUUCCAUAAAUGUAGUAGGGUAAUUAGAAAUAAGUAAAUAGUCACGCGUAGAACCAAAAUACAAAAUUUUUGCUUGGAUUCUCUUGCAGGAAAAACUACUCACGGUCAACAAUCUCGCCACCAGUGGGUGGCCUCAUCAGCCGUCUUGUGCCUUCUGCAACGGAACCCUUGAGACUGGUAUUCACCUGUGUCUACAUUGUCCUUUCGCCCGUGCGGUGCGGAGACAAAUCCUGGCUUGGGAAGGUGUAAUCCUCCCUGCCCAGUCUGACCUUGCUUCCGCCACCAACAUUCGGGAAGUGGUGGGAAGCUGCGACUCCCCCACUACCAAAAAAUCAGAAACGCGCUUUCAAUGGAAUCAUGAUUUACACAAUGUGGAACCUCUGGAAGGAGAGGAAUCGCAGGAUUUUCGAAAGCGUCGCCCUUCCUCCGGUCCAAGUCGCCUUAAAAAUUAAAGAAGAUGUUUCACAAUUUAGGCGGGCUUUGCUUCCCAUGUAAUUUUCAUAUUGCUGCUUCCUGCUAGCCUCGAGGAUUUAGGGUGUGGGGCUUAGCCUCCCUUUGAGUGUGCUCAGGUGUGGCUUGUCCGGUCUCAGAUCGUUGUUUGUACUCUCUAUACUCUUUGCCCUAAAUGAUGGGCAGAGCUCCUGCCGUUUUUGUUCAAAAAAAAAUAGUCACAACUUUAUGGUGCUGCUGAUUUUUUUUCCUGUCGAGUGGAAGAUAUGUAUAGCAAUAGUUUCAAAUAUGGGAAAAGGUAUAGAACCAAAUUAAGCAGUGACAUGGUCGCAUGGGGUAUCAUGAAUUUGAGUCGAGUCAGUGAACAAUCUCUACUACUCCUUAAGAGGGUAAGGAGGGCGUCCACCACCUUCACCACGGCUCUGCCCUCCUCCCCCGCUAAUCACCACGCCGCGUCCCCCCACUAAUCAGCACGCCGGGCGUGGCCCCGUCUUCGUCCCGCUAAUCUUGCCGUGGCCUCGAUGGAAUCGUCGCGGCAUCCAUACCGCCCUCGCCCUCCCGCGCAGAUCCCCCAUUCUCGCGCCCCCUCCCUCCUCACCCCCAGAUCCGCUUCCUCGACAUCGUCCAGAACCUACAUGGCCCCCACCUACGCAAAUUCAUACACCCCCGAUCACAUCAAAACCCCACCUUCUCACCCUUAGAUCUGCGUGUUCCGGCUCAUCAGGUGGCAUGUAUUUGCGUGCGCAGGUGCAGGACUGCUUUGAGCUCUCGAUGGAGUACAAGAACCACUAGGACGAGGCUCAGCUUGGCGAGCUCGGGACCUCGUUCAUAGGCGUGCUCCCUAUUUUGGAUGUGAAGUAGGCAUCUUUGUAAUAUUCGGCUUUGAUUCGUCAACGGAGAUUAGAAGACCUAGGAUGGGAUUUGAGGAAAUCUAUCUAGCACAUUUAUAGAUUUAUUGUUCAGCUGCUAUAUGAGAGUGAUUUUGGAACCCUGUGCUUCUGCAAAAGACGAACAAAUCAAAAGGGUGAUCAUCUCGGUGCCCACCAAACCUCAACAACCAAGUUUCAUGUCUAAUCUCGACGUUCAGCUUCCAUCUGCUUUGAUCUGUUUGUUGAGGCAAAUGCUGAGGCUCUGGUGUUGGUCCUGGAACGAAGGAUUACGUGCAUGUGCGCAUCUAAGAGCGCAAUGAUAGAAAGACUUUGACUACAGUCCAGGGUCUGAAUAAAGAAUCCAGUUAUAACAAGAUCCUCAAGGAUCUGAAGAAGGAAUUCUGCUGCAAUGGUACUGUAGUUCAGGACCCAGAGCUAGGCCAGGUCAUUCAGCUCCAAGGUCCACCAUAGUGCAGCAAUUGCCCGUGUGUAUUUCCUGUCUCAGAGGCGGCGGCGCCAAGAUCCAGCCCAAGGAGCAGCAGAAGCAAGUAAGGAAAGUGAUCAGAAAAGUGGCUAGCAAUCGGGCUGCAGCAAGCAACUGGACGAUGAUGGCUUCCAGGCAGUCAGAGAACAAUGCACAAGAAGAAACAUCACCAUUGACGACUCCUAACGCCAACAUAGCCAGGAUCAUCCCUUCGCUGCCCCUCGAGACCAGGUGGCCACCGUUCCCUCUCCGACGGUACGCCAAUUUUUGGCUGCCUGAGGUAGCAUUGAAGGAAGGCGUCCCCGGCGUUCAUUCCUGCUUCGAGCCGAGACCCACCGACGUGUUCCUCGCAAGCUUCCCCAAGUCUGGCACCACCUGGCUCAAGGCCCUCGCCUUCGCGACGCUGAAGCGUUCCACGCAUCCGCCGUUCGACGACGACCAUCCGCUGCGCCAUUGCAACCCUCAUGACUGUGUCAGGUUCCUCGAACUUGAUUUCAACCAGCAGAAGGAUGAGCUCGAGGCGCUCCCGUCCCCGCGUGUGCUGGCCACGCACCUCCCCUACUCCCUGCUGCCCGGCAGCAUCACCGGCGACGGAGAGCGCUCGGGGUGCCGGAUCGUCUACGUUUGCCGGGAACCCAAGGACGUGCUGGUCUCCUCCUGGCUGUUCACGAGAAAGGCAGCGCCGGCUUGUGGGGUUGACGCCCGGUCGUUCACGAUCCAGGAGGCCUUGGAGCUGUUCUGUGAUGGCCGCUGUCUCGGCGGCCCACAGUGGAACCACGUCCUCCACUACUGGAAGGAGAGCGUGAGGAGGCCUGACAGGGUGUUGUUCCUUCGUUACGAGGAGGUGCUGAUUGAGCCCGAGGCGCACGUCAGAAAGCUGGCCAAUUUCAUGGGCUGUGGAUUCUCAGAGGAGGAGGAGGAGCGCGGGGUGGUGAGCGCCAUCGUGGAGCUGUGUAGCUUGGGGAAGCUGAGAGACAUGGAGGUAAAUAGAAAUGGAAGCACUUUGUUGGGGAUCAAGAACGAAAGCUUCUUCAGGAAGGGAGUUGUUGGGGACUGGAGCAAGCAUAUGACGCAGGAGAUGGCGCAGAGGCUAGACAAGGUCGUAGAGGAUGCAUUGCAAGGGACUGGAUUCACCUUUGCGAGCACAGCAUGAUGAGGCAGUGCGCUCAUAGUAGUUGCGAACUACAGAAUAAUGCCAAGGUCAACUCGUUUUAUUGGUGUUGCUGGUUGGAGAUCAUACCAGUCAUGGUGAGCAUUCUUCUUUGGUGAUGAAGGGGGAAAUAUGGACAUCAUCUUAUCAUUUAACGAAAAUUGAUUUGUGUACAAUUCAUUUGUAUAACUUUGUUACAAACCAUAUGUUGUGGCACCUUGGCACGCCAAAACCAUAUGCAUUACUGUGUAAGAUUUGUCAUAAAGCCAUGUAUCAUCAUUGAUAUAUUAUCGAUUAAUGUUUGGAGAAGCUACAAUUGAUUGCAA